AUGGAAAGAUCCGUAUCAACAAUUGAAAAAUAUCUUUCAGGUUUAAAAUCGGAUAUUGAAUUAAUAUUGGUGAAUUUAGAUGACAAUAAAGCAAACGAAAUAAUCAAAAAAAAUUCAACUUCUACUAUGUACAGAGGUAAUGGUUUGCAAGUAUUUUUUAAAUGUAGAUGUCUUUCACAAUUUUGUAUUGAAAAAGUAUUUGAAUAA
Messenger RNA from Entrophospora sp. SA101, 207 nucleotides. The record is from the annotation of a GenBank genome assembly. Lineage: Eukaryota; Fungi; Glomeromycota; Glomeromycetes; Entrophosporales; Entrophosporaceae.